UGGGUGAUAAGGAAGGAACUACUAAGAUUCCCCCUGGUGGGGUUUUGGGGGUUAACAUAAGCUUUCUUACUUUAUUGGGGUUUCUUUUGUUGCAGAUGGAUUUCUAUAUUUGUCCUUUCUCGGUGCUUUUGAAGCCAGCAUUCUUCAUGGAACUUGUUCUUACCAAAUGGGUAUGCACAUUUCUACUCUGCUCUUGGCUCAUCUUCUCCGGAGUAUACUCAGUGGAGGGAUUGCAUGGGGACUCCAAAGUGAGAGGAGUGAACUUGGGUGGGUGGUUGGUUGUGGAAGGUUGGAUUAAGCCUUCACUUUUUGAUGGCAUUCCCAAUGGAGACAUGCUGGAUGGAACACAGGUACAACUGAAGUCCGUGACCUUGGAGAAGUAUGUCUCUGCAGAGAAUGGGGGAGGGAUGAACGUCUCGGUUAGUAGAGAUGUUGCAUCUUCAUGGGAAACCUUUACGUUAUGGAGAGUUUCUGAAUCAGAAUUUCAAUUCCGCACCUUGCAAGGCCAGUUUCUAACAUGUGAUGGCGAAGGUUGCUCUUUUUCUGCAACUGCAGAAUCACCUUCAACAUUAGAAACCUUUCACAUUGAAAAAUAUAACAAUGGCAGAGUUCACAUCAAAACAAUGAGUGGUACAUAUUUGCAGGCUACAGUGGAAAAUCAGCUCAUCGCAGACUAUCCAGGGAAGCCAGGAUGGGAUGAUAAUGCAGCCACAUUUGAAAUGGCCAUUGUUUCUAAUAAUUUGCAUGGAGAUUACCAGCUGGCAAAUGGAUAUGCACACAAUAAGGCCAAAGAGGUUCUUAAGAGACAUAGAAACAGUUUCAUCACUAUAGGAGAUUUCAAUUUUCUGUAUAAACAUGGAAUAAACACUGUGAGGAUUCCUGUUGGCUGGUGGAUUGCUUAUGAUCCUGAUCCUCCCGCACCAUUUAUUGGUGGAACUUUGGAAGCUCUAGAUAAUGCAUUCUCAUGGGCACAAGCCUAUAAUAUUAAGUGCAUAAUUGACCUUCACGCGGCUCCUGGCUCCCAGAACGGGAUGGAACAUAGUGCUAGUAGAGAUGGUUCAACAGACUGGCCUAAUCCAGAUUACAUUUCACAAACACUGCACGUUAUAGAUUUUCUAGCUUCCAGGUAUGUUCUUGAUGUGUUUUUGAAUUGCUACACUCUGACAGCAGUUAGUAUGAAAAUUCUAAACUCACAGAAAUUGUUGUGA
Prunus avium (sweet cherry) is the source of this 1208-nucleotide messenger RNA. The record is from RefSeq and is a predicted model, not a curated record. NCBI's taxonomy places the organism in Eukaryota, Viridiplantae, Streptophyta, Magnoliopsida, Rosales, Rosaceae.